Molecule: messenger RNA, 1701 nt
Organism: Mycotypha africana
Lineage: Eukaryota; Fungi; Mucoromycota; Mucoromycetes; Mucorales; Mycotyphaceae
Product: ubiquitin fusion degradation protein UFD1-domain-containing protein
Exons: 2
Coding region: 90-1580 (496 amino acids)
Cellular component (GO): VCP-NPL4-UFD1 AAA ATPase complex
Molecular function (GO): polyubiquitin modification-dependent protein binding
Source: RefSeq, a predicted model, not a curated record
AUUUGCCGUGUCUUUUUCUCUAACGCUAUUUUCUGUCUCCCAUCUACUGUUUCAUUACCUCUUUCAAAUACCUCUCCACUUUUAAUUCCAUGUCAGUCAAUACCGACAGAGACACCAACGCUAACAGUGCUGAGCUUGAUGUACCCAACAUCCGAUGGAGUUCCCACUUUGUGAUCGACAGCAACACGGAUGCAACGACCCACUUAGAUCAAGGUGACAAGAUCAUCUUACCACAGAUCGUACUUGAACAGCUUCUUCAACAAGUCGGCGGCGUCAACGGCACUCUACCUUCACCACUUACCUUUCAGCUAAAAAAUCACCAACUCGUAGAUAAAGUCAUCUACGCCGGCGUCAAAGAAUUCAGUCUUACCAACAACGCCCUGAUCCAACUGCCUCGUUGGAUGAUUGACUUUCUCUCUUUACAUCAUGGCGAUCAUGUCCUUGUCAAAUUAGCCAUCUUACCCAAGGGGACGUAUGCUCGAUUGAAACCUGUAUCCGAUGCCUUUUUUAAGAAUAUUACGGAUUAUAGAGCCGCUUUAGAAGCUCAUUUACGACAGCAUUAUCAGACGUUAACAGUCAACCAGCCUUUAAGUUGUCGCUAUGGUGAUCAAGCAUAUCAUUUCAAAGUGGUGGAUCUAAAGCCCCAGGAAGCAGUAUCCAUUGUCGAUACAGACCUAGAAGUAGAUCUGGACCCUAUCGAACCAGCAACAGAGGCAGGGUCCAUUCUCAGCAGCCGUCAAAGCAAUGGUCACGGUAGCAGCAGCACCACCCCAGACAUCGGCAAAUCAACAGUCGAGAAUGGAGAUGCGGAUAUAAUCAUCCUUCGAGAUACAGCCACUUUACCUAGCUUGGAGUUUUUUGACAUCGCGGAUCUUUCGUCAGAAAAAGAAAAGCUUGUUGGCAUCACUGAUAUGCUGUCCACCACCACAGAUCCCCCAUCCUCCACCACUGCUUUCCUGCAAGUAGGCAUACAUGCUUUUGUGGAAAAUACAGUCGUUUCAUGGGAAGUAAUUGAAGUCGACGAUGAAGAAGAAAUUGAUGGUACCCAUGAAAUAGAUAUCGAUAGGAGCACCCAUCAAGGACAGGAAAAGAAGGAGGACUUGACGGGAAAAGUGCAAUGCCCCAAUUGUCAUGCUUGGAUACUGAAGCAAACCUUUGUGCUGCAUGAAGGUUUCUGCUUACGAAACAAUCGUGUAUGCCCUUGGGGUUGUGGCAAAGUAUUCAAAAAAGACAGUCAAGAGUUCAAAGAACAUUGGCAUUGUGAUCAAUGUGAAGCCGUAGGGUCGUUCGCGUUAGCCAAACAGAAGCAUAUGGAUUAUGAGCAUACAGCGAAAACAUGUAUCUGCACGCAGUAUACCACUCCAUCCUAUGAAGCGCUAGCAGAUCAUAAACGCACGACUUGCCCAGAAAAGAUGAUCAUCUGUCGCUACUGUCAUGUAAGUAGUUCUCUCAUGGACGUAUCAGUAAAAGGAGAGCGAGGAAUACGGAAUGUGUGUGAGGGAAUAGUUGACUCAUCCCUGUUCUAUCUUUGUUUUUGUCUCUUUGGCAGAUCCUUACUGCUCAGGGCGUUCCUUCUUUAGAUCCGCGUGAUAAACUCCUCGGCCUUCACUCACACGAAAGCUACUGCGGCUCCCGCACCAUUACUUGUCAGAAAUGUCAUAAACCCGUCCCUAUCAAAGACAUCCAAGUCCACGCCAAAAU